Clunio marinus is the source of this 189-nucleotide messenger RNA. NCBI's taxonomy places the organism in Eukaryota, Metazoa, Arthropoda, Insecta, Diptera, Chironomidae. The record is from the annotation of a GenBank genome assembly.
AUGCACAAGCAGAGAAUGAAAAAAGCGGCAGCAGAAAAACAUGCAAAACUAAAUGAACAAGAAAUAGAGAUUUCAAUUUUCAUCGAGAAUCAAAAUUGCUUUAUUAUUAAAAUUUUAAUAAAAUUGUUUUCCAACAGCGUGACAAGUACCAAAAGCAGAACGUUAGCGAAAGAAAGAGAAGAAUUUUAA